AUGCUCAGUCUUCCUCUGCUGCUGCUGCUGCUCUGGAGCAUGGGGUCUCAUGGCUUCCCAGUAUCGCCAGAAACACAAGGAGAAGAUGUGGAGCUGGUCCAGAAAUACUUGGAAAACUACUAUAAUUUGAACAAAAGGAUGCAUGUUGGAAAACAAAAAAGAAGUGUUAAUAACCUGGCUGAACUCCUAAAACAAAUGCAGAAAUUCUUUGGGCUAAAAGUGACUGGGAAGCCAGAUAAUGAAACCCUGAAGGUGAUGAAGCAGCCCAGAUGUGGGGUGCCUGAUGUGGCUUUGUUCACCACCAUGCCAGGGGGCCCUCGUUGGAACAAAAAGGAUCUGACUUACAGGAUUAAAAAUUUCACACCAGAUUUGCCAAGAUCAGUUGUGGAGAAUGCCUUUGAGAAAGCCUUUCGACUCUGGAGUGAUGUCUCACCUCUGACAUUCACCAGGAUAUUUUGGGGUGAAGCAGACAUAAUGAUAUCCUUUACCAGAGGAGCUCAUGGUGACAAUAACCCCUUUGAUGGACCUGGAGAUACACUUGCUCAUGCUUUUGGACCAGGUCCACGUCUAGGAGGGGAUGCUCACUUUGAUGAAGAUGAAAUGUGGAGCAAUGAAAAUAUAAGAGAGAUCAACUUGUAUCUCACUGCGGCUCAUGAAUUUGGCCAUUCCCUUGGACUUGGUCAUUCUUCUGACACUGAAUCUUUAAUGUACCCCGUCUAUUCCUACAAUGGUAAUGUUCAAUUAGGUCAAGAUGACAUCGAUGGCAUCCAAAAACUAUAUGGACCUCCCAAAAUUCCCUUGGGAGGAGAGGAGGAGAAAUUAGGCUUAAAAGCUCCAGAUGUGUGUAAUAGUCAGGUAACCUUUGAUGCUGUAACUACACUUCGGGGAGAAAUAAUGUUCUUUAAAAAAAGGUUCUACCUUCGUCUACGUCCCUCAUAUUUAGAAGCUGAAAUCGGUUUCACUGCUGCUUUUUGGCCACAUCUGGCAAAUGGAUUUGAUGCUGCUUAUGAACUUGACUACAAAGAUGAAAUCCGGUUUUUCAAAGGUUACAACUAUUGGGCUGUUCAGGGACAGAAUGCUCUACCCAGAUAUCCCAGGAGUAUCUACCACUCUUUUGGUUUUCCUAGGACUGUAAAGCAAAUUGAUGCUGCUACUUCUGAUGUAUACACUUGGAAAACAUACUUCUUUGUUGCUAACAAGUACUGGAGGUAUGAUGAAUACAGACAAUCCAUGGAUAGAGGUUAUCCUAAAAUGAUAGCCCAUGACUUUCCUGGAAUUGGCAACAAAGUUGAUGCUGUUUUCAGCAAAGAUGGAUUUUUCUAUUUCUUUCAUGGAACAAAUCAAUACAAAUUUAAUAUGAAAACAAAACAAGUGACUAUACUGAAAUCUAAUAGCUGGUUCAACUGCAGAGGAUAUUGACAAACUAUUACAACAUUAAUGAAAAACGAUUUUGUGAGCCCAAGGA
Heterocephalus glaber (naked mole-rat) is the source of this 1465-nucleotide messenger RNA. Lineage: Eukaryota; Metazoa; Chordata; Mammalia; Rodentia; Bathyergidae. The record is from RefSeq and is a predicted model, not a curated record.